AAGCGGGAGCGCGCACCAGCGUGGACGCCAGAGAUCCCGCAGGCGGGUACCGGAAGAGAUCGCGCGCGUGGCGCCCGGGCCUCAGCCAUGGCUCACAGGCCGAAGAGGACUUUCCGGCAGCGCCGAGCCCACUCCAGCGAUAGCGAUGACGCCGAGGAGCGGUCUGCUGAACCCGAGGCUCCGGGGGAGCAGGCGGCCCCGGGCCCUCCAGAGGAAGGGCCGCCCAGUGGCGUGGGCCGCGCGGAGGUGACGGACUGGCGUGCUCGGGCCCGGGGCCCUCGCGGUCGUGGCCGAGUGUGGGCAAGCUCCCGGCGCGCCGCGGGGGCGGCUCCGCGCGCUGAAGGCUCCGCCGUCCCAGAAUUCAGAAUGGUUGAUCUUUCAACGGAUGAAGAGAGUGAAACACAUCAUUCCCCAGAAAGUAAAGAUGAUCACAGUUCAUCAUCCAACAGCUCUAGCUCUCUGGAAGAAGAAUUUUCGUCAGUAGUAAAUAUCCCUGAUGCAGCUUUUAUUCAGGCAGCCCGCAGGAAACGUGAAUUGGCCAGGACCCAAGAUGACUAUAUUUCUUUGGAUGUAAAACAUACCUCUAUCAUCACUGGGACGAAGAAAAACAGUGAUGAAGAUCCUGAGAGUGAGCCUGAUGACCAUGAAAAGAGAAUACCGUUUACCCCAAAGCCUCAAACACUUAGACAAAGGAUGGCUGAUGAAACAACACCUAGAAAUGAAGAAACAAGUGAAGAAAGUCAGGAAGAUGAAACUCAAGAUAUUUGGGAACGGCAGCAGAUGAGGAAAGCAGUUAAAAUCACAGAGGGACGAGACUUAGAUCUUUCCUACAACAGUGAAUCUCAGACAGUGAAGAAGUUUGAUACUUCCACUUCAUUUCCACCAGUAAAUUUAGAAAUUAUAAAGAAGCAAUUAAAUACUAGAAAACUGAAGAAGAGAGAACACUUCCAAACCCAUUUUAUGAAAUUAACACUGCUACAGGAUACACACCGCUCACACCUGAGGGAAUAUGAAAAAUACAUACAAGAUGUCAAGAGUUCGAAGAGUACCAUCCAGAAACUAGAGAAUUCAUCAAAUCAAGCUCUAAAUUUUAAAUUCUAUAAAAGCAUGAAAAUUUACGUGGAAAAUUUAAUUGACUGUCUUAAUGAAAAGAUUAUCAGAAUCCAAGAAAUAGAGUCAUCCAUGCAUGCACUCCUUUUAAAACAAGCCAUGACCUUUAUGAAACGCAGGCAAGAUGAAUUAAAACAUGAAUCAACGUAUUUACAACAAUUAUCACGCAAAGCUGAGACAUCAACAAAUGGAAGUUUGGCUGUAGGUGAAAAAACUCCAUGGAUUUUGGAAGAGAUUGAAUCUCGAAGGUCACAAAGAAGACAAGCAAGGGCACUUUCUGGGAAUUGUGAUCAUCAGGAAGGGACAUCUAGUGAUGAUGAACUGUCUUCAGCAGACAUGAUUGACUUCCAAAAAACCCAAGGUGAAAUUUUACGGGAUCACAAGCAGAUUUUUGAAGAUGUACAUGAUGAUUUUUGUAAUAUCCAAAAUAUUUUGUUGAAAUUUCAACAAUGGCGAGAAAAGUUUCCUGAUUCUUAUUAUGAAGCUUUCAUUAGUUUAUGCAUACCGAAGCUUUUAAAUCCCCUAAUCCGACUUCAUUUGAUUGAUUGGAAUCCUCUUAAGUUUGAUGCUGUAGGCUUAAAACAGAUGCCAUGGUUCACAUCUAUAGAAGAAUAUAUGGCUAGCAGUAUGGAAGAUUCAAAGAAGGAAGAUGGUUCUGAUAAGAAAAUCUUGUCUGCUAUCAUCAAUAAAACAGUUAUUCCUCGACUUACAGACUUUGUAGAAUUCAUUUGGGAUCCCUUGUCGACCUCACAGACAACAAGUUUAAUAACACACUGCACAGUGAUUCUUGAAGAACUUUCCACUUGUGGAAAUGAAGUUAGUAAAGGCAAACAGGACUUACUUAAAUCCAUUGUUUUGAGAGUGAAGAAAGCAAUAGAAGAUGAUGUUUUUAUUCCUCUAUAUCCAAAGAGCACUAUAGAAAACAAAACAUCACCACAUUCAAAGUUCCAAGAAAGACAGUUCUGGUCGAGUGUAAAGCUUUUCCGCAAUAUUCUUCUUUGGAAUGGACUCCUCCCAGAUGACACGUUACAAGAACUAGGACUCGGGAAGCUGCUGAAUCGCUACCUUAUGACAGCUCUUCUUACUGCCAGUCCUGGGCCAGAUGUUGUUAAAAAGUGCAGCCAGAUAGCAGCAUAUUUACCAGCAAAAUGGUUCCAAAGCUCUGCCAUGAGAACGUCUAUUCCCCAGCUAGAAAACUUCAUUCAGUUCUUGUUGCAGUCUGCACAGAAAUUAUCCAGAAGUGAAUUCAGGGACGAAGUCAAAGAAAUAAUUCUUAUUCUGGUGAAAAUAAAAGCUUUGAAUCAAGCAGAAUCCUUCAUAGAAGAAUGUCACCUAGACCAUCUUAAAUCAGUAAUUAAAGAAGUUUGAGCAAACUAUGGGAAGUACUAACGUGAGACUUUAAUAUAAUCACUCAUGGCUCAUUUGCUCGGGGCGGCGGUGCCCGCAGGACUCCAUUCCUUCGCCUUAUUUUACCUUCUGGUAUCGCGAAAGGCUGCCCCUCUGUGGUGUUUGCAGGAAGUAAGCCCACAGGAGCAGGAUCCUUUGGAUCCAAAGCAGGAUUCUUUGGCCUUCUUUUCCACUGUAAGAGAGGAGUUGGGGAAACCUUGCUGCUUUGGCUUUGGUGAGUCUUCUGAACUGACCGUAGCAACAUCUGCUAGUUCUCUUCAUCCCGUCUCUAUUCACAAAAAAUUAAAAUGGAAAUCUUAAUUGGAAUGAAUCAUUUGCUAAGUGUUAACUGAUUAAGGUAUUUUAAGGCUUUUGAUAACUAUUGUCAAAUUGUCCUUCAGAAAUCUGUACCAGUGUAUUGUGCCAAAACAAGUGUAAUAAGCCAGCAAAACCCCCCUGCCAUAGGUUUUUUGUUUUUGUUUUUUUUUUAACUCAGUACAAAUUCAGUAAAUGUAUAAAAUUUUAAUUAUUCUUUUGGCUGUUAGUACUUUUUUGGCCCUUUGUAAUUCUUUUUGAAAUCCACUCAUGUUAAUGGCUUUGUAAGAACUUUGUUUUAAAGAUACCAAUGUUUUGUCUAUCCUAUGUUACUGUUUUCCGUAUUGUCAUUUUUUCUCAAUGUAUGAUGUCUUGUUAGGUACUUAGAUUUCUCUUCUGUUAGGGUUUUUGUCAUUGGUGAUAGGCUUAGACAGGAUACAUGUAUUUUAAAUAUUCAGAACAUGUAAUAAACUUUCCGAUAUUUGUAUAAUUGAAAAGAGACUGAAAAUUUCUCAAAAUGAGCUUACUAAUAAUUUUUUCUUAAGUCUAUUCAUUAAAUAACUCCAGGGCGACCCUGAAUAUAUAUUUUGUAAAUUAUUGCCCCAAAGAAUAUCAGGAAAAAAAAUACCAUAUUGUAGGACUUCAGCAUGUGGCUUCUGACAUUUUCACCUCUAGUUUUGAAGCUGUGUAUUUUUUUUUUUUUUUUAACAUUUAUUUAUCUUGAGAGAGACAGCAUGAGCAGGAGAGGGGCAGAGAGAGAGGGAGAUAGAAUGCUAGCAGGCUUUGCAUGGUCAGCAUACACAGCCUGACGUGGGGCUCGAACUCACGAAACCAUGAGAUCAUGACCUGAGCCAAAAUCAAGUGUCAGAUGCUUAACCGACUGAGCCACCCAGGUGUCCCUGAAGCUGUGUAUAUUUUAACAGAUUGAUGUGUUAUUUCUAUUUGUGAUUCACUAGUAUGAACAGUUUGAAUGCUCUUUUAGUUACGCAAAUUAUAUAAGAAUAGGAUCUCUUCUAGAAAGCGUUUAGCAUUCCUGCACCAAUUACUGUCCCAGAGGUAACUGCUGUUUUCAUUUUAAUGUUACCAUUUCAGACUUUUUCUCUACUUACACAAACGUACGUGUGUGUAACACAAAAGGCAGAUCUUUAUUGCAUAUGAAAUUUUAGUUUUAAUAAAGUGUACAUUUGGAAA
Neofelis nebulosa (Clouded leopard) is the source of this 4002-nucleotide messenger RNA. It is a transcript of the gene GCFC2, whose product is annotated as GC-rich sequence DNA-binding factor 2. Gene Ontology annotation, molecular function: DNA binding. The transcript has 18 exons. Gene Ontology annotation, biological process: mRNA splicing, via spliceosome. Gene Ontology annotation, cellular component: nucleus. The record is from RefSeq and is a predicted model, not a curated record. The coding region runs from base 88 to 2478 and encodes 796 amino acids. Lineage: Eukaryota; Metazoa; Chordata; Mammalia; Carnivora; Felidae.